AUGACCAUGAAUAAGAGCACAGUGGAUAGUUUUCUACUACUGGGAUUCUCCGAUUUUCCAGGUCUUGAGGGCUUGUUCUUCUCUGCUUUCUUAACUAUCUAUGUAUUGAUUCUUAUUGGGAAUAUUCUUAUAAUUAUUGUUACCCUGGUUGACCGGUCACUUUCCAACCCCAUGUAUUUCUUCCUCAGGAACUUGUCCUGUGUGGAGAUCUGCUACACCUCAGUCAUAAUCCCCAUAAUGCUUGAAAACCUUCUGUCAAAUGAUAAAACCAUACCAUUUAUUAGCUGUGCUUUUCAAAUGAUCAUGUUCCUCAUAUCAGGAGCAGCAGAAUGCUUCCUUUUGGCUGUCAUGGCAUAUGACCGGUAUGCUGCCAUUUGCCAUCCCUUGCAUUACAUGGUUAUUAUGAGCAGGGAAGUAUGCUUUGGGCUGGUAGCAGCCUCAUGGCUAGCUGGAAUUCCAGUUCAACUUAGCCAAACAGUUCUAGUGUUCACCUCCCAUUUCUGUGACUCAAAUGAAAUCAACCAUUUCUUCUGUGACAUCCCUGCUUUGCUCAAUCUAGUAUGUGGAGAUACAUCUCUGAAUGAACAGAUAGCAUUUGUGGAAGUCGUAGUACUGGCACUAAUUCCAUUUGUCCUGAUCUUUUUGUCAUACAUCUGCAUUGGCAACACUAUUCUGAAGAUACCAUCUGUUGAAGGAAAGCACAAGGCCUUCUCAACAUGUUCUUCACAUCUCAUGGUGGUGGUGGUAUUCUAUGGCUCUGGAAUGAGUGUGUAUCUGACACCGAAGUCAAGCCAUUCUCUGGACACAAAUAAAUUUCUGUCACUCUUUUAUACUAUCCUGCCAGCAUUGCUGAACCCUCUCAUUUACAGUCUGAGGAACAAGGAAAUCCAAGUUGGUCUUAAAAAGUUUGCUUCACCCUUCUUUUCAUUAAAGGAAAGGAAACCAAAAUAA
Anolis sagrei ordinatus is the source of this 951-nucleotide messenger RNA. Its product is annotated as olfactory receptor 10A2-like. NCBI's taxonomy places the organism in Eukaryota, Metazoa, Chordata, Lepidosauria, Squamata, Anolidae. The record is from RefSeq and is a predicted model, not a curated record. Gene Ontology annotation, molecular function: G protein-coupled receptor activity; olfactory receptor activity. Gene Ontology annotation, biological process: G protein-coupled receptor signaling pathway; detection of chemical stimulus involved in sensory perception of smell. Gene Ontology annotation, cellular component: plasma membrane.